Messenger RNA from Alexandromys fortis (reed vole), 2110 nucleotides. It is a transcript of the gene Tmem89, whose product is annotated as transmembrane protein 89. NCBI's taxonomy places the organism in Eukaryota, Metazoa, Chordata, Mammalia, Rodentia, Cricetidae. The record is from RefSeq and is a predicted model, not a curated record. The transcript is spliced from 2 exons. Bases 1382 to 2110 code for a protein of 242 amino acids.
GACUCGGGAAGGUCAGGGCCAGGCAGAGAGCAUCAUGCAGAGCAGGGCAGCUCCGGGGCCCAGACUGGACUGGGAUUCUACAGACUCAAGGUUCUCUUCCAUUUCGCAUAGACCGCCCUUUUAAAUGGAAAAAUAAAUGCAAUCAGAGCUGUAGCUCAGGACUAAGCUAUUCCCGAGGAUAACCUGAUAAGAGGCAGAGUUGGUGCUUCUGGGGGAUGUAGAGUGAACCCCUGAGCUUUCAGAUAAACACUAGUGCCAUUCUCAGGGUCUGCUGCUGGACUUAAAAGUCAGUGUUUACUCAUAGAGUUCAGCCUUGAGAUCAGCUGGACACCAUCGACCAAGAACUGGCUGAUUUCCGGCAUAAGACACCAACAGCAUGUGAGGCCGCUGAUCCUGUGGGGAGAAGGACGGGGCAUUGGGCCUCAGAUGGGUGAGGAAGCCCAGCCUCCUGAGUGGCCUGCUGAGUUAACCAAGCAGACAUGUGGAAAUGUCGAGAACAAUGUAGUACCCACAUCACCUGCCCAGAACACAUGAAUUUCUCUAUUCAUCAGGUGUGCUCCAGGUGCCAAGCUCAGUAUUAGGCCCCAGGCAAGUUCCCAACGGCACAUGAAGGCUCCCUGCCCUCCAAAUAUCCCAGGCACCCUUGCCUGUCUCUAUUUUUAUCAUGGCAUUUGCCUGUGCCUGGCACUGUAGUGUUUACAAGCCAGCUCGGCUCCCGCCAAAACUUCAGCCCAGGAAGGCAGAGCUUGACUUCUGUCAGGCAGCAUUCUGGUCCCAGGCUUGGGCAAUCGACAGAUAUUGUUUGAAUGAAGACGUUGAGCCAGAGGCAGUCUUGACACAAGAACUUGUCAGACUGGCCUUGGUUGGGUGCUAGGAGGAAGCUGGUGUGUUCUUUAUAGCUGGACACUAAAGGUGAUUGGGUAGGUAGCCAGAAAGGCUCCAGAGGAAAGAAUGUGGGGUCAUGUUAGAGAAAGUGGACCGUACCACCGGGGAGGCCAUGGGAGUGGUGCUGGCGGUGCAUGACGCUCUAACCUCAAGAAGACUUCGCUGGAGGGAAACCAUACUCCCUGAACAAGGAAGAGUAUUAAGGGAUGCCUGGGUGAGGAAGGGCAGCAGCCAGCAGGGAGGGAGGCCUGGGUGAGGAAGGGCAGCAGCCAGCAGGGCAGGAGGCCUGGGUAAGGCGGGGCAGCAGCCAGCAGGGGCCUUCAAGGGAGCCACACCCGUGAGUCCUUGCUGUGCACAACGCUGAGAAGAGCUGGACUGGGUAUGGGAGGCUGCUGGUAGCUCCCCUGCACUCUGGUUUACCGGCCCGGCAGUUGCUAGCCCAGUAGAGGAUGUUGAACCUUAAAAACAUAGGCAUUGGGGUGCUUAGAUUUGGGGGAUGACAGGGGAGUUGGAGGCCAGCAUGGAAGAGGUGUUCCUAUCAUACCUAGUCCACCUGGGAGGAUGGGCCCCAGGCCCUAGACCUGCACUAUUGCCCCCAUGUCUCAUUAUGCGGCCAAACUGUAUUUUGAAAGGCUAUGGGCCUAGCUGGAACCUGCUGCCUCAGCGGGGCCUACUCUUGGGGGAGGGGUGUUUGCCCGUUGCCAAGGUACCCGGGUUCCGGCCUCUUGCAGUAGCCACAGCCAUGCUGUACUCGCUGUUCUUAGUGCCAUCGCUGUCCCUGCUGGUGAUGCCUGUCCCUAGCCAUGCCUGGUCACGGCCCCUCUGGUACCAAGUGGGGCUGGACUUGCAGCCAUGGGGCUGCCAGCCAAAUGGCCUGGAUGGCUGCAGGAGCAGUCUGGGCUGCCCUGGUUACUGGAUGGCCCUGGGAGGAAGUCGCAUCUACCCCGUGGCUGGCAUCACGAUCACCACCACUAUGAUGCUGGCUAUCGGCCAUAUGAUGUUACAGCGGUGGCGAUCUCAGGUCAUUAAGGAUCAGCUCCCACAGGUGACUCCCAGUCCCUGCAGACACUGGAAACGGCAGGCGGCCGUUGUCUCAGACCGCACCCUGGUCCUCAGGGUCCUCCACAUGCUGGAUGCCAUCCUGCUCCACAUUGAGGGCCACCUACAGCGCCUGGCUUCCCAGGAACAAAUUCAAAUAAAAGGGACCCCCACCCAGUCUGGGUGA